AUGUCUUCCGACACAACAGACGAGGCAUUCGAUGUCCUCAUAGUAGGCGCAGGGAUGUCUGGAAUCUGCACCCUCCAUAGCAUUAGGACCAGGUUCCCCAAUUGGCGCGUCCGCGUGCUGGAUUCGGCGCCGUCGGUAGGCGGCACCUGGUACUGGAAUCGGUACCCAGGCGCCCGCUUCGAUUCCGAGUCCCUCUCAUAUACAUUCUCCUUUGACCAGAAGUUGCUCGACGAAUGGCACUGGAAAGAGCGCUUCUCGGCGCAGCCGGACACUCUCGCUUACAUCAACUUCGUCGCCGACCGCCUUAACCUGCGCCCCGACAUCCAGCUCAAUACCCGCAUCGUCUCAGCCCGCUGGUCUGAUGACGAGCACCGUCGGUGGAUCUUUGCAGAUGAGACUGGCCGCUCGUACUCCGCCAGAUUUUUCAUUUCGUGCCUCGGUUUCCUCUCAAACCCCACCCUACCUGCCAUUCCCGGCAUCCAGGACUUCGAGGGCCAAGCCUUUCACACGUCGCGUUGGCCAACUGACAUGAGCCACCGUGACGUGGUCGCCGGCAAGCGCGUGGGAAUCAUCGGCACUGGUGCAACCGGCAUCCAAACCAUCACCGCCCUGGCCAAGAUUCCUGAGCUCAAGUCGCUAACCGUCUUCCAGAAGCAGGCCAUGUGGGCUGCGCCUCUGCGUAACACCACUAUCUCUAAGGAGGAUAUGAACGAGGAACGAAAGAAUUACGCAGAGACAUUUAGGUUACGCAGAGAAUCCCCAACCGGCUUCAUUCACUCGCCUGAUAAGCGCAAAUCCAACGAGGCCACCCCCGAAGAGCGCCUUAAGCUUUGGGAGAGCCUUUAUAACAAGCCUGGUAUGGGCAAGUGGCUGAGUGUCUUCUCUGAUACUUACACGGACCGUGAGGCCAAUAAUUUAUACUCGGCCUUUAUGGCCGAUAAGAUUCGGGCCCGGGUCAACGACCCAGAGAUCGCUGAGAAGCUCGUCCCUAAGGAUCAUGGCUUCGGUCUUGCCCGUGUGCCUCUUGAGAGCGGCUACUACGAGGUCUAUAACCAGCCCAACAUCCACCUUGCCGAUAUCAGCGUCAAUGGUAUUGCGAAAAUCACCCAUACUGGCAUUACCCUGGAAGACGGCACCAACUAUCAGCUAGACGUGCUAAUCUACGCCACCGGCUUUAACGCCAUCACUGGCGCUUUCGUCAACGUCGACUUCCGCGGUAAGGACAACGUCCCGCUCAUGGCCCAGAGCGGCGAAGCCGACGCCGACCGCGCUGCCUGGCUUGACUUUAUGCCCCAAACAUACCUCGGCAUUACGGUACCCAAGUUCCCCAACAUGUUCAUGGUCCUUGGACCUCACCAGCCUUUUGGCAACGCCACGCCCAAUAUUGAGCACGCUGUCAAAGUGGUCACCAGUAUGCUCGAGACGUGUUACGAGAAGGGUAUUACUUAUGUCGAAGCAACCGAGGAGGCUGCUGACUACUGGAACAACCACGUCGUCAGGGGUAGCGAGGGUGCUCUUCUCAACGAGGUGGAUAGCUGGAUGACCGGUAUCAACAGAAACGUCGGCAGAGUCAAGCGCGGCGUGGUCCGCUAUGCUGGAAGCGCCUUAGAAUACCGAAGGCAAUGCGCAAAAGCCAAGGAGAGCGGGUGGGAUGGUCUUGUCAUGCUCAAGGACCAGGGCGCAAUGCAAGAAGCCGACCCAAGCAGAACCUUGGCCAAGUUGUAG
Colletotrichum costaricense is the source of this 1725-nucleotide messenger RNA. RefSeq lists its product as uncharacterized. NCBI's taxonomy places the organism in Eukaryota, Fungi, Ascomycota, Sordariomycetes, Glomerellales, Glomerellaceae. The transcript has a single exon. Bases 1 to 1725 code for a protein of 574 amino acids. Gene Ontology annotation, molecular function: NADP binding; N,N-dimethylaniline monooxygenase activity; flavin adenine dinucleotide binding. The record is from RefSeq and is a predicted model, not a curated record.